This is a messenger RNA of Cladocopium goreaui, 3183 nucleotides long. NCBI's taxonomy places the organism in Eukaryota, Dinophyceae, Suessiales, Symbiodiniaceae. The record is from the annotation of a GenBank genome assembly.
AUGGUGAUGGGAGCCGCAAUGCACUACUGCAAAGCCAUCCCAACGCGAAUCUGGCGGUACGUCAAGACUCGAUUCAUCCUCGAACUUGACGUACCCGACCGAGAAGAAGCAUACCAGUGGAUCAACCAUUGGCUGGCUGAGCAGCCGUACAGCCUCAAUCGCGCACGAUUGCUCACGGUCGUGACCGGUAAGACACGCCGGCGAGACCCUGAUGAAGAAUCAGCCAAGUUCAUCUUGUGUCCUGCACCCGGCAAUCACUGGUUCUUCUACAAGAAUCGCCUUGUCCGCCUGUUUCGGGAACGCAAGGAUGAUGCCGGUGAGGGCAAAAUAACGAUGGGGAUUCGAGAGAACUUUACCAUUCAGAUGUUCUCCCGUAACCGAGAGUUGGUGAAAGAGUUGCUUUUGGAGGCCCGCGAAUCUUUCCACCCUUCCAAGAAGAGCCAUACCAAAGUCUACGUCAACAGUCACUACGACUGGGACCUGGCUGCGAAGAAGCGGAAACGUCCGAUUGACUCCAUCAUUCUGCCGAACGGACUGAUGGAGGAAUUGAUCGGUCGCGUGCAACGAUUCAAGGAUCAAGAGAGUUGGUAUCACGAUUGCGGGAUUCCCUAUCGAUUGGGCAUUCUGCUUGAAGGUCCUCCAGGCUCAGGCAAAAGCAGUGUGGUAUCAGGGCUUGCGUCACACUUCGACAUGGACGUGGCUACUUUGAACUUGGCUUCGGGCUUCAUGGAGGAUGCCAACCUCCAGUCGCUUCUCACCAACCUCCCACACAACUCCAUCCUGCUGAUCGAAGACAUUGAUUGUGUCUUCCAUGCCCGUGAGAAGAAGGAAAAGUCUGGGGCUGGAGUAACCUUCAGUGGGUUGUUAAACGCAAUCGACGGUAUUUCCGCGGGUGAGAAGCGCAUCCUCGUGAUGACGACCAACCACCCCGAGAAACUCGACCCGGCACUCAUUCGGCCGGGGCGGGCUGAUAUCCGGUAUCGCAUCGAUCACCCAUCUCACGAACAAGUCAGCCGCCUCUACGAGCGAUUCUAUGGUAGUAGCGGCAAUGAGUUCGCUAGUGCCAUCAAGCACUUCGAUCGCACCAGCAUGGCUGCCCUGCAAGGACACUUCACCCGGUACAAGGACCGACCCAAGAAAGCGUUAAAACGAGUGAAUGAGGUCUACCAUGAAUUCGACUGCGUAUUCGCAGACCCGCCCGAUGGAAUCGGCCUCGCUUACGACGAGUUCAAUGACAAGAUUUCGGAAGCUGAUUACCGAGUAUUACUCGCAAGGUGGUUGGAGCGUUUCUGUGAACUCGCGCCGACUGUGUGGAUCAGUUUCAACGCACGCUGGACAGCGAUCUUUGGUGGGAUCGUUGACGAGUUCCUGACAUUGAACCCUGAUUGGGAUUUCAAGCCAUUCGUUCAAGUCUUCACAUUCGGACAGAACUGCAAGACUGACUCGGGGAACGGCCAUCGACCACUCUGGCGAUUCAUGCACAAGCAUGCACCCCUCUACCCCGACGCCAUUAAGGUGCCUUCGUGGCGUGAACUAAACGGCGAUCCGCGGGCGGCCAAAGGUGGUCGAGUCCCGCUCGACUUCUGGGACUUCCCUCGGGUAACCGGCAACUCCAAACAGCGUCGGAAGUGGCACAAGACACAACUCAACGAGGGCCUUGUAGAACGUGCCCUCAAGAUGACCACCAAGGAAGGUGACAGGGUUCUCGACCCGUUCGGCGGGACAGGCACGACUAUGCGUGUCUGCAAACGCAUCAAACGCCAAUGCACGCUGAUUGAGAUCAGCAGUGGUUACUGCGACCACAUCGCGGAAGAACACGGGUUAAAGGUCCGCCUGUUCGAUGCCGCUGGCCGGCAAUGGAAGCAAGGCGAAGUCAAGAACUUCCCUCGCAAGCGUCUGCUGGGUUGGGACCUUCUCUACCGAAGCGCUGCAAGACCUUCUCACAAUUCUUUCCGGGCCAAUCGCCCACCUAUUCGCACCCAAACUGGAGAAAGCAGCAUGAUCCAUGACUUCAUGGGCCGUGAAAUCAAGGCCAACGACACGAUCGUCUACCCCGUCCGCCGUGGUUCCGAGAUGUGGAUGUGUGAAAUGCGAGUGACGCAAGUCACCAAAGACUACAUCAAGGGCUACAACCCCACCGGCCGCAUCAACACGAUUCGCAACCUCAAAAACGUCGUGAAGGUUGAGCGGUCCCCGAUGACUUCCGACUUCGAUCUGUUCUUGGCUGGAGUGCUGGUCGGUGUGUUACUCGGCGUAGCGAUCAUGCAAAUGUUCAGCGGUCACUCUGAGUCAAAGGAAGAGCAACCAGAGUCACCGCACGAGUCCGGCUUCGUGGAGUGCUUUAUCUGCACCCACAGGUUCAACCAGUCGAGACCAGACACUCCGAAGGUGACGUCGUAUGAGCAACGAUCGCUACCAAUUCCAGCCCUGGUACAUCAAGACCUACCGCUGGCUUCGUUGGCGUCCAGUGUUCGCACUGAAAUUCCUGUGAAGAUUCGAGGGCAGCACGCCAAGACGGCUAAGACCUGGUUCUCCGAGUGCGGGCACUACCGCAUCACUUGGAAGUCCGAGGUUGAGGGCGUGCAAAUCAUUCCGUGUUACCACGCAUGCGUGAGAGUAGUAGGAGAACGCUGGGAUUUCGUGGGCCGCAGGGGUACUUACCGAACGUUGAACGCUGCCAAGAGUGCUUGCGAAAAGCAUUUCAAGGUUUGGGGCGACUGUCUGAGUCGCGCAGCGGGUCCGUACAAGGGCCGGGCCGACGCAAUACGAGCGAUGGCACUGAAGUCACGAGCCGGAAAGGGCGUCGAAACAUCUACGAUGUUGGCUAACCUCCCUGUGUGGGUUGAGGCUGAGGCCGACUCUGAAGUCUUGGAGACAGUGAAAGAAAUCUUAUGGCCCCAAAAGAACCGAAAUGGCCGUGGCGUGACCUCGAAGACUUCCGAAUCGGAGUCUUCGACUACAAGUCCAACUACCGAAGGCUCAACCCAGACGUCUGGCCCUGCCUACGAUGCGGAGCCCACGGAUACACCACCAACAAUCAACUCAGCUUCUGCUACUGCCCUGAGUGCCGAAUCCCAGGAAAGGAUCGAUGCACCGGUGAAGGCACCAAAGAAGCGUGCGAAGCGGAGUACAACCGCCGGCUCAAAGCGUACGAAGAAACGAAAGAAGACUACGAAAAACUAG